AUGAAGCUCUUCGCACCAAUCACCGCUGCAAUCGCCCUCCUUGCCGCUAGUGCUGACGCCGUCGAAGAAGAGACCAAAACGCUCAAUGAGCUAUACGAAGACGCUAUCGCUGAAGGUGGCAAGCUCAUUUUCUACCACGGCGGUGACCUUGCCAGCCAGCAGGACUCAUUGAAAACUGCGUUUGAAAACGCUUUCCCCGGAAUCAACCUGACAAUGGUGGUGGACUACAGCAAGUACCACGACGUACGCAUUGACAACCAGCUCGAUACCGACACGCUUGUGCCGGACAUCACAGCAUUGCAGACUGUGCAGAACUUCCCUCGUUGGGCUAGCGCGGGCGACCUGCUUGAGUAUAAGCCGGCCAACUUUUCCAAGAUCUACGACGGCCUUAAGGACGAAAACGGUGCCUGGUUCGCGUACGGUGUGAACUCUUUCAGCUUCAUCUACGACUCGAGUAACCUCGGCGACCUGGACGCCCCCACGUCUCCGGCUGACCUGGUUGACCCACAGUGGGCUGGCAAGAUUGCCUCGUCGUACCCUCACGACGACGACGCUGUCUUAUUCGUCUACAGUCUGUAUGUGGAACAAUACGGCUGGGACUGGGUCACCGCUAUGGCUAACCAGAGCAUUAGCUUCAACCGCGGCUCACAUGUGGCGAACAACCUCGUGGCCGCUCAAGACAAGGUCAUCGGCGUGGGCACCUACGCUGGAGCCUCUCCGAUCGUGUAUGUGGGUAGCAAUGGCACGGAGUAUCUGACGUGGGGCCAGCGUCUUGCUAUCCUGGCCAAGGCUAAAAACCCGGCGAGUGCCAAGCUCUUCAUGAACUGGAUCCUCUCAACGGAGGUGCAGGAGUCCGUCGUGAUGGAGACAGUGCGUACAGAUAUUGCUCCAACUGGAUCGAGCCAUCCGUGGGAAAUCCCAGAGGCUAACCUGGAUGCCUUUCCUAUUUUCAUGGCUAACAGAACCAAGGUGGAGGCACUGAAGCAGACCUUUGCGCUUUACUUCGGUGAGGUGCAGGGUGAGCCGACACCAGGUUAUCUUGGCGUCCACCCUGGUUUGUAAACGGGUUUAAGCGUUCGCGACAAGGAAAUUAAAGAUCCUACUGCAUCGAUUCUAAGUGGCAACGCCUAAACUACUAAAUCGAGAUCAAAGCCAGAAAUCUAGAAAUAUGAAUUCAACCGCAUUUUACU
Messenger RNA from Phytophthora nicotianae INRA-310, 1190 nucleotides. RefSeq lists its product as hypothetical. The record is from RefSeq and is a predicted model, not a curated record. Lineage: Eukaryota; Oomycota; Peronosporomycetes; Peronosporales; Peronosporaceae. The coding region runs from base 1 to 1062 and encodes 353 amino acids. The transcript has a single exon.